AUGCUGCUCACCGAUUGGUCGGUCUGGGUGAUGAUCACAGAGGGGACAGGGGAGUCAGGGGGGGUCUCCGAGACUCUGGAAGAGCGGCGUAGAGGGGGGUGUCGGCUGCUGUCGCGGGACAGGGACUCUCUGGCUUUCUGCGGACAAAAGAUAAGUGUUAAAGGGUGGGGGGGGGGGGGGGGGGGGGGGGGGGGGGGGGGGGGGGGGGGGGGGGGGGGGGGGGGGGGGGGGGGGGGGGGGGGGGGGGGGGGGGGGGGGGGGGGGGGGGGGGGGGGGGGGGGGGGGGGGGGGGGGGGGGGGGGGGGGGGGGGGGGGGGGGGGGGGGGGGGGGGGGGGGGGGGGGGGGGGGGGGGGGGGGGGGGGGGGGGGGGGGGGGGGGGGGGGGGGGGGGGGGGGGGGGGGGGGGGGGGGGGGGGGGGGGGGGGGGGGGGGGGGGGGGGGGGGGGGGGGGGGGGGGGGGGGGGGGGGGGGGGGGUGGGGGGGGGGGGGGGGGGGGGGGGGGGGGGGGGGGGGGGGGGGGGGGGGGGGGGGGGGGGGGGGGGGGGGGGGGGGGGGGGGGGGGGGGGGGGGGGGGUGGGGGGGGGGGGGGGGGGGGGGGGAGGGGGUUGUGGGGGUGGUUGGGAGGUGUGUGGGAUGGUUGUUGGGUUGGGGGGGGUGGGGUUGGUGUGGUGGGAGGGGGGAGAGGGGGUGGAGGGGUUGGGGUUGGGGGGGGAGGUGGGUUGGAGGUGGGUGAGGUGGGUGAGGGGUGUGGGGGUGGGGGGAUGGUGUGGGGGGUGGUGGGGGGUUGAAGUGUGGGGUGGGGAUGAGGGUGGGGUGGUGGGGUUGGGGGGAGGAGGGGAUUGGUGGGGGGGAUGUGUGAGUGGGUGGGGGAGGGGGUGGGGGGGUGGGGGGUGGGGUGGGAGUGUGGGAUGGUGGUGUGGUGGGGAGGGGGGGGUGGGUGGGGGUGUGGGUGGGGGAGGAGGUGAAAGCCAGAGAGUCCCUGUCCCGCGACAGCAGCGCGACAACCCCCUCUACGCCGCUCUUCCAGAGUCUCGGAGACCCCCCCUGACUCCCCUGUCCCCACUCCAACCCCCAACGCCCCCUCAGAGCGAGUCCACGGCCCGCGAGCUGGCACCAGGAGCCCGUCCCGGGGCCGCACCAGGAGCCCGUCCCGGCACCGUCCGUGGAGGCCCCGCCUCCCGGUUUUCACUCCCGGCUAAAGACUCAUACGUUGAUAUGGAGCAUGAUGUGGAGAGUUUGUUGGUGUCGGAGCAGGACUUGGCUGAGAGUCUAAAAGAUUUUGCAUCCGAGGAAAGCCUGCAGUUUGAAGACGAGGCAAACAACAACGUCACUUCCUGUUGGUCCGACUUAGACCUGUCUUCGUCCGGCGCUUCGGACACGCUCCACCGACACAAAGGCGACAGAAUGUCGGAGCGCGUCGACGAGAUUUGGAACGACUUAGAAAAUUACAUCAAGGUCAAUGAGAAAAAACCUGUCCGUCUUCCCGCGGCUUUUCCAGUGAACAAAUCGCCGAAGAAGAAGCUGACGAGUAAAAGUCUGUGUCAAACCUGUAGUCCUCCUUCAAGAAAGCCUUCCACGGUCAGUAUCCCAGUCCUCACCGUCCCCGAUAUCGAAGUCACAGCUGAAGAAGAGGUCGCUCAAACAUCUACGACACCUGAGCCACAGCCCGGAACAGUCACGAGUCUCCGGAACAGACUGGUGCGGCUCAGCAGUGGGAGUUUCCGGCUGGACGAAGACGAUGACCUCGUCGAGCUCUCGCCCAAAUCUCCAUUGCCAAAAGACCUGUUGUUCCCCGGUGAACUGGCAAGUCUGGAUCUGCCGCUAGCUUCCAGUUCGCUGCUGUUGGGAGAUUCUGCAGACUUUUCGUCGGAGCUGGACAAAAGCAGGAGCAGAGUGUUCCUGAUGGCCCGUCAGUACAGUCAGAAGAUCAAAAAGGCCAAUCAGCUUCUGAGGAUGAGGAGCAUGGAUCCUGGGGACACCUGCCCUCGAGCCAGAGCAGAGAAGAAACAGAAAGACCUGGCAGCCAUCUUGGAGGAGAAGAAACAAGGAGGUGCAGCGAUAGGUGCUCGGAUAGCAGAGUACUCCCAGCUGUACGACCAGGUCUUGUUCCCUCCAGGCUCCCCCUUUGGUCCCCCCCCCCCUGCCUCCCCCUCUCACCCCCACCACCUGUCCUCCUCCCCCUCUCACCCCCACCACCUGUCCUCCUCCCCCUCUCACCCCCACCACCUGUCCUCCUCCCCCUCCCUGCCUGAGACUUGCUCCGAUCAGGACUGGCUCCACUCCACUUACAGCAACCGUGAACUCGCCAGCUUCAUGACGUCCUCCACCCCCCUCCGCCCUCCCCUCCCCCCAAGCCCUGCCCCUAAAGCCUUGCCCGCUGCCCCUAAAGCCUCGUCCACUGCCCCUAAAGCCUCGUCCACUGCCCCUAAAGCCCCGCCCGCUGCCCCUAAAGCCUCGUCCACUGCCCCUAAAGCCUUGCCCGCUGCCCCUAAAGCCCCGCCCGCUGCCCCUAAAGCCCCGCCCGCUGCCCCUAAAGCACUGGCCCCUCCCUCCCAGCGCUGGAGCUCGUGUGUGUCGGCCCAGUGUGAAGAAGAGGACCACGUUUACAGCACGAUAAAGAGACACUCUUCUUUCAACACGACUCUGUUCGCUCGGGACCAGCCCAGAUCUGAGACCAAGAAAACCAACAGAUGUUCUGGACACUUCCCGAGUCUGGGACGGACCGGACGCCAUCACAGCCUCCCGGAAAGUUCAGACAUCACAGACGGGAAACAGGUCCAGCUGCUGAACCGUAACUCUGCGCUCAGCAUCUUUGCCGCAACGCAGAACUAUCUCGUCAAUUUCAAAGACCACGGCGAGGACGAUGACGACUACGUGGAGAUCCGCUCUGAGGACGAAACUGAGCCGGACCCGAACCCCAAAUUGGAACAGCGUCCGCCCAGAGGCCUAUCGCACAGUCUCCCUGGAACGCCGGUCCGCACCUGCGAGUCUCUGAGUGCUCUGCAGCGCCACCACCUGGAGAAGUACCUGUGGACCGAGCAGCCCAGGAUGGUCCAGCCCAGGAUGGACCAGCCCAGGAUGGACCAGCCCAGGAUGGUCCAGUCGCUGAGGGAGAAGCUGCAGUGUCUCAGCUCCAGUAGCUUUGCCUGA
Knipowitschia caucasica is the source of this 3150-nucleotide messenger RNA. Lineage: Eukaryota; Metazoa; Chordata; Actinopteri; Gobiiformes; Gobiidae. The record is from the annotation of a GenBank genome assembly.